This is a messenger RNA of Puccinia graminis f. sp. tritici CRL 75-36-700-3, 438 nucleotides long. RefSeq lists its product as uncharacterized. The record is from RefSeq and is a predicted model, not a curated record. The coding region runs from base 1 to 438 and encodes 145 amino acids. Lineage: Eukaryota; Fungi; Basidiomycota; Pucciniomycetes; Pucciniales; Pucciniaceae. The transcript has 2 exons.
AUGCUCGAGCAGAUGCUAGCAAAAACAAACACCUAUCUCAAUGAGGCCUUGCGCUGUGAUGUGAUCCUGAUUGCCACAGCACUCAAUCCCAGCUUUCGCUUAUCGAUUUUCAAGUUUUCGUUUCCCAGCCACCACAAUCACACUCAGAACCUCCUGGAGUCUCUUUUCAACACCAGGAAAGCCAAAAUUUCUGUCCCAACCGAAUCCGCCCCACCAGUAGCUGCCGACAAGUCUAAAUCCAUCAAACAAGCUCGAAAGCAAACCGACUACUUUCCUGACUCAGUCAAGGCUCCUGUUACUGAUGAGCUUGCUAUCUACUUGGGGGUCCAAGGAUUUGAACCGGACGAAACUUUUGAGACUGCACAGGCUAUCAUCACCCAGGAAAAUGAAGAGGAGGCUUUUCAAAAGGGGAAGAAAAUCCCCCAUCACAUGAAGUAG